AUGCGCCUCUUAAUCGCUGGUGUGAUUCCUUUAGCUAAUGAAGCGGAUCGUAUUCUGUGGUUAAAAGACAAGGUAAAAGGUUAUACAACAAGUUCUGGAUAUUCGGCUCUGUUUAGUUUGCGGCAACAGCAGCCGGUGGAGGACUCCGUUCGUCAGUGCUUGUUGGCUUGCUGGAAGACAACAGUUCCUCAAAGAACAAAGGCGUUUGGAUGGAGAUGCGUGGUUGAUAGGCUGCCGGUUAAGAAAUCGUUGAUUAGCAGAGGCGUUAACAUAGAUAGCAGGUGUGUGUUAUGUCAAGUGGGUGAAGAAGAUGCUUGUCACUUAUUUAAAGACUGUGUUUUUUCAAAACUUGUUUGGACAGAGAUUAGCACAUGGUUGGGUUUUGGAGUGGAUCUCCAUGGUUCUGUUAGUGAAGGAAUGCUAGUUUGGGUUAGAGAUUGCAGAAAGGUUGGUAUUAGCAAGGACAGUGCUGGCGGUGUUUGGUUCACGGUUAUGUGGUGUUUUUGGAGGUAUCGGAACGAGAUCAUUUUUAACGGAAAGAGUCCGUCUUUUUCUGAUUUGGUUUGGAAUAUUAAGAUUAAAUUGUGGAAAUGGUUGAACUUAGGCAAUAUUUAUUUAUCCAAGUGUAACUUUUAUGAUUUUUGUAAAAAUCCGGUGGGAAAUCUAGGAUAA
Molecule: messenger RNA, 672 nt
Organism: Vicia villosa (hairy vetch)
Lineage: Eukaryota; Viridiplantae; Streptophyta; Magnoliopsida; Fabales; Fabaceae
Exons: 1
Coding region: 1-672 (223 amino acids)
Source: RefSeq, a predicted model, not a curated record